AACGGGGAAACCUCUCCAGCAGCCCGGCGAGAGCGGAGAUUGGACUCCAGGCAGCAAAGCAGACUCGCGCAUUCCUCUGACAUUCUCUCCUCCUCAUACCACGUCUCACGUUGGUCCAGCCCUGGGCUGUUCACAAUGAAGUGACCCCGCACUCACGGUCUCUCCUCCCAGCAGCGCUCCCCCCCAGCCGAACCAUGUCUGAUGAGCCCGUGCGGAAGGACAGCGAGAUCAGACGGCCCAACUCCAGCAUGGGCUGUGGAUCCAAGGACGACAAAGCCAGCCUGGCUUCCAGCCAGACGAUGUCCCUCAGCCCGCAGCCCCACCAGCCCUCCGCUCCGGGCUCCAAGGAAGUGUGGAAGAAGGGCGGCCGCAUGUUCUCCAUCCUGCUGGCCGUGCACUUAGCCCUGCUGGCUUGCACGCUGGUGAGCAGUGGGGCUUUUGAGAGAAUUGCCGUGCAUGAUUACGAUGUCUUUUUCCUGCUGACUGUCAUGAUGCUGAUAGUCAUCAUAUGGAUUAUCUUCUACCUCAUCAGCACCUCCCGGUGCCCAGAUGCCAUCCUCUGCAAAGACUCCCACGCUGGACCCGUCUGGCUGAGAGGAGGCCUGAUCCUAUUUGCCAUUUUCAGCCUUGUCAUGGAUGUGUUCAAAAUAGGAUAUUACUCCAGCUUCUACAGCUGCCUGUCUGCAAUCAAGAUAAUGUACCCCAUCGUGCAAGCAAUAUUCGUGGUUGUGCAGACGUACUUCCUGUGGAUCUCUGCCAAAGACUGUGUCCAUGUACACCUGAACGUUACCAGGUGUGGCUUGAUGCUGACUCUGACCACAAACUUAGCAGUGUGGAUGUCAGCGGUGACAGAUGAAUCUGUUCACAAAGCACAUUCAAAGCUGAAGAAAAAUACAACAGAGGAGCUGUUCAGGUGGCUCCUGAAAGUGGGAAUGAGAAGUGGCUCAACAGAAGCGUGCAAUUGCAACAGCCAAAUCUGCCAGAUCUUCAAGAACGGCUACUUCUGGCUGUACCCCUUCAACAUCGAGUACAGCCUGUUCGCCUCCGCCAUGGUUUACGUCAUGUGGAAGAACGUGGGGCGCUUUAUAGACCACCACUCCCACCACAUUCAGCGCCUGAAGUUCAGGCUCUUCCGAAGAACCUUCUUUGUGGGUAUUGUGCUGGGCCUCAUCAUCCUGGUGAGCGGCCUGGGAGUCCUUAUCGUUUAUGAGGUGCAAGUGAAUUCCAGCACCGAGCCCAGCAAGAAGGGCCAAGCGCUCACCAUGUACUACAUCUUCAACAUUGUUUGUCUGGGCCUGAUGUCCCUUGUCUGCAUCGGGGGCUCUGUCAUCUACCGCUUCGACAAGAGAGACAUGGAUCGGCACAAGAACCCCACGCGGACGCUGGACGUGGCGCUGCUGAUGGGUGCUGCCCUGGGGCAGUACGCCAUUUCUUACUACUCCAUCGUCGCCAUCGUGGCCAGCACGCCAAGGGACGCCAUCAGCGCGCUCAACCUCACCUACGCCCUCCUCAUGAUUGCCCAGCACACUUUCCAGAACAUCUUCAUCAUUGAAGGCCUUCAUCGGCAGCCCCCCAAGGAGGACCACAAGCGCAGCUCUCACCAGAAGGAGCUCUACGGUCUCACCUUUGUCAACGUCAGCGCGGUGUCCCUCCGGGUGCCCGACAGCGGCAGCGUGUCGGCACUGAGCACCGGCACCGAGGGCACCAUUCCUUCCGACCUCGUGCGGUCCCUCACGGCCCCCAAGAAGAUAAACUGGCGGAGGAAGUUGUUAAGGGAGAUCUCCAUGUUCCUCCUGCUGUGCAACAUCAUACUCUGGAUCAUGCCAGCGUUUGGUGCCCGGCCCCACUUUGACAACGACACAGAACUGAACUUCUAUGGUGAUUCCAUGUGGCCGGCCAUUGUGGACAUUUGCCUGCCCUUUGGGAUCUUCUACCGAAUGCACGCAGUGGCCAGUUUGCUGGAGGUCUGCAUCAUGUCCUGAUGAACUCUCUCGCAAGGAAGACGAGAACCUCCUCAACCCACCCACCUCCAUCCCCCCCACUGGGAGCCCGGCCCCACGGCCCCCCACCCCUGCCUGAAUCGCAUCCUCAUGCAGCGUCAGGGCAUUUCUGAACUGUCAGUGGAGAUCAUCCCAAUAUAGCUCCAGAUUUUAUUUUUGCUACGUGUGUGUGAUGUGCACAUGAGUGUGUUUGAAGUUUGUAUACCUUAAAAAAAAAAAAAAAAAAGGAACCAGAGCAGGAUGAUGGAAUUUACCCUCAGUUCAUGCACAGAGAACCACCUUCCUCCCUACAGCCCGUUCCCCCCACGCCACUGCUCUACUCCCCCGGGAGCGCUCGGCCCCACGGGCAGUCACUGCCUCACAGAGGGGUUGGCUCAGGGGUGAAUGGCAGAGGAAGGGAAACCACUGCAUCUCCGGUACGGCCAGUCAGAAACCACCUCCUGCCCUGCAGAGAUGUGAACAAACCUCCGCUGCCACCAAAGGCUCCGGGAACACUUUGUCUGCCCUCUGCAUUGCCCAUCCACACUGCCCACGCUGAGCCCCCCCAGCACCGCCCUUCCCCUGCAGAGCGGGGUGCGAUGCCGACGGCUGCAGCGCUGCUGGGAGGGCUGAGCGCGGGGCUGCCCCGGCCCUUUUCCCCCCUGAUUUUCCUGAAUCAGUGCUCAAGAGCCACCAAGAUCAUAGGGGCGAGGGAGCCCGAGGAAGAGGUUUGUUUUUCUUUUUUUUUUUAAUGGAUGAUUUUUUUUUUUUUUUAAAUAGCUGAACCUUUUUGUACACGUAAUUAUUUAUUGAUUUGCACUGUAAUGCUCACCUCCCGGAGGGUCCCUCCCUGCCCCGCAGUGCAUACAUCAUCCCAUUGCUGCAGCUUCUCCCUCCACUCCCUGUGCCCUCAACGUAGGACUGCAAUGCACUGCCAGCCCUGGAGGACUCGGGGCCCACACACGCAGCCCCAGCACACACCUCUGGGCGCCUGCAGCUCUCUGAGUGCCGCAGCAUCACAGAGCGGGUUGGGUGGGGGGGGGACCUCAGGGCUGACCCCGUUCCAUGACCCAGGGCUGCAGGUGGGAGGGAUGGGCUCCCUGCACUGCGCAGAGCCCAAGCAGAGCUGAGGGCUGCCCACACUGCCCGGAGAGGUGUGUGCCCAAAGCGCACAGCUGUGCUUCGCCUGCACCCCAACACACCCACGGUUAUUGUUCAGAUACAGAGUGCUCCAGAGAUGGCAGAUUGAGCCUUUUCUUACAGGUGUGUGUGCAUCUGUCAAAUAAAAUAACAAAUAAAAGCAGAUUGUGAUACCUGGCA
Messenger RNA from Gallus gallus (chicken), 3299 nucleotides. It is a transcript of the gene OTOP2, whose product is annotated as otopetrin 2. The coding region runs from base 195 to 1982 and encodes 595 amino acids. Gene Ontology annotation, biological process: proton transmembrane transport. The record is from RefSeq and is a predicted model, not a curated record. Gene Ontology annotation, cellular component: membrane. Gene Ontology annotation, molecular function: proton channel activity. The transcript is spliced from 7 exons. Lineage: Eukaryota; Metazoa; Chordata; Aves; Galliformes; Phasianidae.